Messenger RNA from Numida meleagris (helmeted guineafowl), 1546 nucleotides. RefSeq names its product protein FAM162B-like. Gene Ontology annotation, cellular component: mitochondrion. The record is from RefSeq and is a predicted model, not a curated record. Lineage: Eukaryota; Metazoa; Chordata; Aves; Galliformes; Numididae. The coding region runs from base 107 to 658 and encodes 183 amino acids. The transcript is spliced from 5 exons. Gene Ontology annotation, biological process: neuron apoptotic process; cellular response to hypoxia; positive regulation of release of cytochrome c from mitochondria.
CCAACUGUCAGCAGCCAAUGUGAGAAAGGCUGUUCCUCCCCGCUCGCAGGAAGCGGUAGUUUUAUGGAACUAACCCUGGGUCAGCCUUCCGAGGCGACGUACCGGGAUGCUGGGGAGGCUUCUGGGCCGUGGCCCCGUGGGGUGGUGGCGGUGGGGGGCUCACCCACGUGCCCGGGACCCCCGUGCUGCUCCAUCACUGCUGUGCUGUGCCAGAGGUGUCGGGGACGGAGCCAGGGGUGUGCAGGGCGCGGUGCUGCGGGCAGCUGCUCCAGGCUGGUCUUCCCACCAGGGAGCUGCUUGGUGCCCACUGCACAUGAGGUUUCUGCACCAAGUUCCUCGCCCUGCGUUCAAAAAUGAAAGAAGGCCUACGGAUUUUGACAAAAAGGUGUUGGUGUGGGCAGGACGCUUCAAAAAGGAAGAGGACAUUCCCGAGUACAUAACGUCUGAGGUUCUCGAUGCAGCAAGGAAUGCCGUGAGGAUAAAGGUUUGCUACAUCAUGAUUGCACUGACUUUGCUGGGCUGCUUGGCCAUGGUCAUCACAGGCAAAGAAGCUGCUAAGAAGGAUCACACGCUGCUGAGGGUGAAUGAAGAGAAGAAGGCUAAAUGGAGGGCUGAAGCAGAGAAAGAUGAGGAGGCAGCUGCUGUGAGGGCACAAUGAUCAGGAACAGGUUUGCUUUAACAGCGGGAGAGAAGUGAUUUGCACACAUGCCAUAUAUACCUGUCUUCGUUUUACUCUUUGGAUCUUUCUCUCUGCAGUUCUCUCAGGGCAAAGACUGCCCCACGUGAACUGUGAAGCUCUGGUGGAAACCCCAACAGCUUCUUUCUGUGGCCUCUGGUCCUUGGCACUGGGUUCAGCUAAAAUACAGACACCUCCUCUAAGCUGGGAAGUGUGAGGGCAAUGGCUGCAGGACUGCAGAGCUCAGGAUCCACUCCUAGUGGUGCUGCUGCUCAGCGUGGUCCUCGCAGCCAGGAAGAAUGCAACCCUAUGUCAGGGAGCAUCCCACGCUGUGCAAUUCCUCUAGUGCACGCAGGCUUAGCCAAAGGGAUUUGGGGCAGGGGGAAAACAGGUUUGAAACAUGUCCUCAAACCAAGAAGAGGUCAAAUAUCUCUUCCUCUGAGUCUGCUGUCAUUGCUGUCCCCUCUCUCUCCCCAGCCCCUCACAGGGGGACGUGAGCAGGGAGAGGUGGAGGGGUGUGAGCAGCCCUGGUGACUGAGUUGGGCCAAAAAGGCUUUGGGUCAGAGGAGCUGCUGGGAACAUGGGGUGGCAGCUUGAGCUCACGGGGUGGUUUGGUGGUGGUGGACAGCCACCAUCCCAGGAGCAGGGAGCAUGGCCGGGGGCAUUGCUCAUCCUGUUGCACCUCACUGGGUUUGCUUUUUCAUCUUCUGCUUCCAGCCGCUGGCAUGAAAGCUCCCUAGCACUUGCUUAGUUGUGAUUUUAGUUAGGAUUAAUUGCUAAUACAUGGUUUGCUAAAACUGAAUUCUUUUUAAUCACCAUAGUUCAUUAACUCAUAAUAAAACAGCUGUCCAAUUAUAUCUAAAACAAACA